Messenger RNA from Acaulospora colombiana, 165 nucleotides. Lineage: Eukaryota; Fungi; Glomeromycota; Glomeromycetes; Diversisporales; Acaulosporaceae. The record is from the annotation of a GenBank genome assembly.
GGUGAUUUAGGGUGGCUCGACGUUGGUUCCUCUAGUGAACCCGUGAAGCGGAAACCAGAGAAGGAAGGUGUCUCGUUGGUACUUUUGGGGAGUGCAAGGCAUCAAGAAGACUUGGCUAGAGUGGAAGAGCUCAAGCAGUUGGCCGCUAAACUGGGCGUGCAGUAA